Messenger RNA from Encephalitozoon intestinalis ATCC 50506, 1854 nucleotides. RefSeq names its product FusA-like translation elongation factor. Gene Ontology annotation, molecular function: U5 snRNA binding; GTP binding; GTPase activity. The record is from RefSeq and is a predicted model, not a curated record. Lineage: Eukaryota; Fungi; Microsporidia; Unikaryonidae. Gene Ontology annotation, biological process: mRNA splicing, via spliceosome. The transcript has a single exon. Bases 1 to 1854 code for a protein of 617 amino acids. Gene Ontology annotation, cellular component: U4/U6 x U5 tri-snRNP complex; U2-type catalytic step 2 spliceosome; cytosol.
AUGGAAGGAAAAUCCGACGUGGAAAUCAUAGAGGAGUACACCGAGCUUCUUGGAAGCCAUGAAAGCCUGUACAGAAGAAAGACAUUGCUUGCAGGUGUUGAAGAAAGAGAUCUGUCCUACUUCAACUUCAUUGGACAGAACAAAUGUAGGAAAACAGUUGUAGGGUUGUUUGGUUUUGGAGGAGCAGGAAAAACAUCCUUGGUUAAGCUGCUUGGAAGCAGAAGUACCAUCCAGGCCACUCGUGAGUGUCUAUCUACAGAGACCCCUUAUGAGGCCGAGAGAAGAUGCACGAUCCAUGUCCAUCCGACCACUGUUUUCUUGCAAAGAAAAAACGGUAUUUCACACAUAAUGACACUUUUAGACACACCCGGACAUGCGGAUCUGAUUCCAGAGACCAUCAAGACAUUAGAACAGGUAGAUACAGUUGUUAUGGUUCUUGACAUCUGUAGAGAUUUAUCUCUCCAGUACGAACUACUUUUUGGUGCUAUUGAAGCAAGUAAAAAACCUUUGAUUGUGGUAUUCAACAAGAUGGACCUCAUUGGAAAAGAAGGCAUUGCAGUUGCAGCUAGCAGGAUAAAAUAUCUUCGAGAUAUUAUUGAAGCAUACUUAAAUCCCAGAUGCUGGUUUGUAAGCUCUUUCAAGGAGUCCAAGCUCAGUAAACUGGAUACAACCAUAGGCAGAUUAAUUGAAGAGUAUGUAGAUGACUUCGAUUCAUUUAUAGAAAGAAUUAUCAGUAAGGAGCCAAUAACACAUGGCGAUAGAGACAAGAUGGAAUGUCUAACUGGGUUUCUAUGGGUUGGGGGAGUAUUAUUGUGCAGCCUUGUGCCUAAAACCGACAUCGGUGUAGGAUUCCAAGUUGAAGUGUAUGGUACUACCCUGACAAUUGAAAGACUCUAUCUUCCAUUUCCAGGAUGUCUUGUGAAAACCCAACAAAUUCAAAGCAAGAUUGGAGUAUUGGCAAAGUUCCCAGAGGACAUGCUACAAAAGGUUGUGAUCCCGGGAUUCCAAAGGGACCCGAGAUUGAUGAAGGAGGUUCUUAAAAGAAAAGGAGUGGAAUAUGGUAAUCCAGAGUUUCUUGAAGUAGAAGAUCCCCUGGUUCGAGUCCAGGUGAGUCCUGAUAAUGAAGAUCACUUCUCAUUGGGGACUUGGAAGUUAAGGUUAAUGUAUCCAAGUCUGAAGAUCGACGGAAAGAUUCUGUAUGGAGACGGGGAGUUGUUUAUGGAUACAGUGCUGUAUGACUUAAGGAAUAGCCUAGGCAUAAAGUUUGAGGUUCUAAGUGUUUCUUCAAAUCUUAAGGAAAUCUUUGGAGUCUCGUUUACAGAGGAAGUGGAUACAGGAAGAGGCCUGGUAGUUGUCAAGGGAGGCCCUACCAGAACUAUGGGCAAAAUCCAUGACUUUGGAGCAGUAGAGAAACGGAUACUGGACAGGGGACUUCUGGCCAAAGAUCCCUUUGUACAUUCAUAUUUAGAAGUAUCUCCUGUGAGCGAAGAAGUGGAGUUGGAAUGUCUUAAAAGGUUGGAGAAUUCUGUGAUCGGACAUGUCUCACUUCUAGAGCCUCUAUAUCUAGUCGAAAUAGUAUAUACUUCAGACUCCGAGGAUUUGGUCAAUGAAGUGAUCACCUCUUCCUUUGGAGAAAUCAUCUCCCGAAAGCCUUCUCCCUUCAACGAACUCAAAAACAUCCUGUGCUACAUCCCUGUUCCAGAGUCGUUUGGGUUUGAGACCGACCUUAGGGUCUAUUCCUGCUCAAGAGCAGACUGCGUCAAGAUACCCUUUUAUUGGCGUCCUGUGGCAGACAAAGACAGGACUCACCGUCUAGCUAGAUUCAUAAGAAAAGCCAAAAGGCCCGAGCCAUAG